UAACUUAUCUCCUAAAAAUGAUAACCUACGCGAAGUGGAAGUUACAGUGGUCUACGCUAUAUAUUUUGCGUAAAUGUUUCGCUAUCAUUUAUCGUGAAAAUAAAUUCCUUUGAUAAAAUUAAAAUCAAAAUUAUAUGCAUGCUCGUACAUUUGAAUGAGACGUUUAUCAUUAUUAACAAUGAAAAAAUCAGCCCCAACAAAUUCCAGCGGAGGACCUCCUGCUAAAAAAAAUCAUUGGUCAGGGGGUUUACUCGCUUCUAUGCAGGAUCCUGAGCUUAAAGUCCUUGAAGAUGAUGAUGUUAUUGUUAUAAAAGAUAAAUAUCCAAAAGCAAAGUUUCAUUACUUAGUGAUGCCGAAAAAAGACAUACCGGCUUUAAAACAUGUCACAAAGGAGAAUAUAGACCUUCUAGAACACAUGGAGAAAGUUGGGGAAAAUUUGACCAAAGAGCACAAAGAUCAUGAUUUUAUUGUUGGUUAUCAUGCAGUUCCGAGCAUGCAAAGACUUCACUUACAUGUCAUCAGUACAGAUUUUAAUAGUCCAUGCUUGAAAACUAAACAGCAUUGGAAUUCUUUCACAACUCCAUUUUUUAUACCUUCACGUAACGUACGUAUACAACUGGAAAAAGAUGGUCGAAUUAAGUUGAAUACUGAAGCGAAUAAUAAAUAUUUACUUGAAAAUCUAAAGUGUCACAAAUGCUCUAAACUACCGAAAAACAUGCCAGAAUUAAAAAGGCAUUUAUUAGAACAUCUUCCCAGCGAGGAAAAAUAAAUUGCAAGUAAUAUUUAUAAUAACAAAACGCGAUAAAUCAAUUUUUUCGAAAAAAAUGUGAUCAUUUGUAUACGUUUUAUGUAUCAUCAAUUCAAUUAUGAAACUUAAGUUGGUGAAAAUAAAUUUCUUCUCAGUUCCAACGAA
Belonocnema kinseyi is the source of this 913-nucleotide messenger RNA. It is a transcript of the gene Aptx, whose product is annotated as aprataxin. The record is from RefSeq and is a predicted model, not a curated record. Gene Ontology annotation, cellular component: nucleus. The coding region runs from base 155 to 769 and encodes 204 amino acids. Gene Ontology annotation, molecular function: DNA 5'-adenosine monophosphate hydrolase activity; single-stranded DNA binding; double-stranded RNA binding. Gene Ontology annotation, biological process: single strand break repair; double-strand break repair. Lineage: Eukaryota; Metazoa; Arthropoda; Insecta; Hymenoptera; Cynipidae. The transcript is spliced from 4 exons.